Messenger RNA from Bactrocera latifrons, 5110 nucleotides. RefSeq lists its product as uncharacterized. The transcript has 10 exons. The record is from RefSeq and is a predicted model, not a curated record. NCBI's taxonomy places the organism in Eukaryota, Metazoa, Arthropoda, Insecta, Diptera, Tephritidae. The coding region runs from base 117 to 4724 and encodes 1535 amino acids. Gene Ontology annotation, molecular function: phosphotyrosine residue binding.
UUCCUUACUAUAUUAAAAAGUAAGAUCGGCGCUCUAUCAACAUUAUUUGUCAUAGUUACUUUCGAACAUCACGUGCAUAUUGCAAGCCCCUUCAAUCAACGUAUGUGUUCUUUGAAAUGGAACGUAUGUGGCGCAAAGUUAAUCACAGCUUUGGUGGUCGUUCGUCAAAAACAGCAACCGUCACACAAGCUGCUGACACAACAACUUCAGGGGGAGGUAUUUGCGAUGGCAAUAUGGGAAUGACAGCUGGGUGUGGAAAUAACACCGGCAACAUGCCCUCCAGUACUGCCACUGGGCGUCGCUUGGCAGCAAGCGGUCUAAUUACGGUAGGCAGUGGACCCACAACAGCUAACGAGGGAAAGAAUAUAAUGUCGCAAUAUCCAAAAUCUCUGAGCCAACACGUCCUCCAUAGCCAUGCAUCAUCUGAUCGGCGCAGACGACGUCGUCGUAAAAGUCGUUCGCGACGAAGUGGAGUCAGUUGUGUCGGAGGAGGCGGUGGUGACAACAUGUCAUCGUCUGGUGGAUUUUACACAAUAAAAGACUCUUCUGAUGCCACAAUUGGGAGUCACCGUCAUCACCGCCAAUUAAGGCUUUCGUCAAGCCGCGUAAUGGCUACCUCUGCACCCAGUGGCACAGUUAUGAUGUACCCUAAUACAGGUCGGGAAGUGGAUUCUAACCAAGCAGAAACGGGUAUUACCACUACAGUAACAGCAGCAGCGAUAUCAGCUACUCCAGACAUAUCGUUGCGGCAACGAGCCGUAGCGAAACUUCGUAUGUUCAAUUUUCACCUUAACUGGGAUUUGCACAUGACUCAUUGCAAGCCAUGCGGUCCACGACUUGGAGGAGGUGGCAGUGGUAAUAUUAUAAUGCGACGGUUAUGCCGGAAUCGACGACAUGAAGAUAACGAACUUUAUCGCUCUAAUAGCUUCAAAUUCGAAAGAUUCGAAAGAAAGGAGUGUAUCGACGAACUAACAGAUACGAUGAAAAAACAGAUUGCCAUCUGUGACGAUUACAGUUUACCAGUUGAUUUUGUUAAGAAACGGCCGUCCAGCUUUGAUCCAUGCUUAGCAGAAGCUAUUCCAACCAAUCCAGAGCAUUGGAUUCAUCCUAGUCCACACACUGAAUUUAUUACGUUAAACGAAAGGAAAGAGCCACAAUUUCAAGACUUGGAAGCACUACCACCUCCACAACCAUCAGCAUCUUUAUCAACGUUACCGCCAAACAAGACCACUUUAAAUAUACUUCCAUCUACACAUGCUUCGAAUAGCAUACAACAUUCUAUUCAAUCCGAACAUACUGACCUACAAGCAUUAAACAACCACUCUUUUCAAUUAAAAUCACAUAACCAGCCAAAUCAAACGCAAUCGCAACCGCAAUUCCUUCUUCAACCACAUCCUCCUCUUCCUACAACAGUAAAGCACGCAUCGAUUAAAGUUAUCGAAGGUUACUCAGAUCCUAAAGAUUCCAAGCGCCACAAGAAACAGAAACAAAAGAGGAUAAAGCGAAGAAUAAACAAACAUCAACGACCUGCGCAUCAGAUUAGCGCCUCUAAAGAUCAAAAAAUAACUAAGCGUUCUAAUUGCAGUUCAGAUUCUUCAGGUCCUAAGUCUUCGGGUGAUGAAAAUAAUGAAUCAAUAAAAGUUCCUGAACUUAAUUCACCUGAUAGCAUUUCCGACGACCUUGUGCAAGCAUUACCUUCGCAAUUAUAUCGGAGUCCUCGUAAAUUAGUAGCUGCACCAUCGGAUACUAGCAAAAGAAAUCCGUCACCUUAUUACUACUCGGACAUAUUAAAACCCAAAGAUAACGAGAUAGGACCGCCCGAUAAGGAUACAAAAAAUAAAAGCCGUCAAUCAACAGUGUCUGAACCGCCGCAUUUGACACAUUCAUCUAUUGAUAUAGGUUUUUAUCGUAAAAGUACAAGUCUUGACAUACCAGAGGAUAAAGAGCACGAUAAAAAUCAGAUUGAACAAGAUGAAAGCUCUGCAAAGCCAAUGUUAGUGACAGACAUUGGUUCUAUUGAGACACCGAAACGCUACUCAUUUACUGAGGAGGGAGUACAUAUAAUUCGUUGCGAUUCGCCUACCACUUCAACAUCCGAAGAAUCUGAUUGUAGUGAAUGUCAGAAGCGUAGACAGUGGCAUGCAAGGGCUUUAGCUUUAGUUCGAAAAACAUGUAAUAUUCAGCCAAUUAACGCAGGUGUGAACACAGGAACUUGUAUUCAUCAGACUGAAAAAUUACAGGUUCUGCCAGUUGUGGAAGACAAUUCGUCGAUGCCUCCUCAUAAACAGUUCGGACCGGCAAUUUGCGCCUGUGUUGCACCGACUGUUGGAGACGACAUUGACGAAUUUUUUCGACCACGUAGUAUAUUUUAUGUUCAUCCAAAUGGUGUACAUGAAUGUCCUGACUGUGUACCAGACAUAAACAAUUUAAAAUCGUCUAAUGGAAAUGUGUUUGAAGAGAAUAGUGAAACUCAAUUAAAUUGUACAAUUGCUGAGCCAGACGACGACGAAAUGUCUAGCCGAACACGACAAUUGUAUGAGACAGCGUUUGAUUGUAAAAUAGCUAAAUCGGACGAUGAUCUUGACGAGGUUGAUCGAGUUACAAACCACUCUGUAUUAUUUCAGGCGAACAGUAGUACUGAUGCAAUCAUAAAACCUGAGCCUCGCCCUACAAAAACUAUACAAGUGAAGUCUCGACUCGAAGGUAAGAGGCUAAAAAAUUCAAAGAAUCAUGCCAUACAAGAGAAAAGCAGCAACUCAGGCGGAAAUGCGAGUGGAAAUGGUUCGCCACUCUCGGCUUUCCCUCCAGAAGGUGACCCUCCGAAAGAUUCAGACUAUGAAACUCAUAUUUUAAAAAUAACAGCAGGCAUCGAAAAAGUACUUGUUAGCGAUCAUAUUGAUGGCCAACAAACGGAUUUACCAUCGACUUCUACAUCGCAAUUACCUAUUCGUGGAUACACUCCAUCUCCUCCGUCAACUGCUCCAUUACCAAUUAAAUUUCCUGGAAAACAUGACCGUUUUCUAAUGAAUAGUAUAAAAAGUGCUCCGAACUUGCCAUAUUCUAAUCCAGCUCAUCCACGAUUACGAGACUUACGUCUUCCACUACAGUCUACUUUGCGUCAACAACAUCAACAUACUGUAUCUGUGGGUACUAGUAAUGAAAAUAGCAUCACAGAUAGCGCAUACGUUAAUCCACCAUCUUCAACUUCAAGAAACAUUCAUAAUAUUACACAAUCCCACAGUGCAAGAGGUCGGAACAGACCUCGCUCAUUUGUUAUUGAAUCAGGACGAGUAUUGGAACUAAGAAAAAGCCACGUCUCUCAUCGCCAUCAUGUGGGAAAUGACGGUCGCAGGCCACAUAAUUACUCUUCGACCGAAAGCAUUGCCACAUCGAGUAGUGGUGGCAGCAUGGAAUCUUUGCGGUCGAGUACCAGUGAAGGAAAUAGAAGUACUUCUAGUUCAGAAUCAAGGAACUCAACUUCGUUGAGUUCACAUAGCUCUGAAUCUGGUACCUCGAGCGUUGCGCUCCCUUUGCGAGCACCUAUUGUUGUCCACUCAAAAUUACAUAUCUUAAGUCCAAUAUCAGACAAGUCUUCCCAAGAACCAGCUUCCGAAUUGUCAGAACAAAAUAAAACUCAGCAUACCACCCCUGAGGAAAUUACGCAAAUUGGUCAACAGCUCCAAACAGGUUCCAACACUUCAAUAUUAAAUGUUGAAAUUACAAAAACCCUACAACAAACAUCGAUAGAUAUCUUAAAGAAAAGGAAGCUGCCCGCAAAUAAGACACUUCUCAAUUUAACCGAUGAAAUUAUUGGUUCGGACAGUGGAAUUUCACUUCACUCGCGCGAAGACUCCAAAUUGAGUGCUGGUAUUCAAAAUUUUAGUCUUUCAAAGCUUAACUUCCCACAGUCUGACAAAGUAAAUGAGAGCGGCACCAGCGCAGGUGCGGCUGCUACCCACUCAUGCGGGGUACCCAAAGACUUACGUGAUUUACCAUUUGAUAUGCCAAAAUUAAGACGAAAAAAAACUCUGCAACAGGAAGCUUGUACAUCCGGAAGUGCCACAUCUGUAGAUUUGGGCGAGUUACCAUUUGACAUGCCGAAACUGAGAAGACGACUUCGGACGAAUCAAACCGAAACAGGACUUUUGUGUCAUAGUACUGAAUCCAGCGGAUUGUCACAAGCAUCUUCUAGUCAUUCAAUGCGUGAUGAAAACAAAAUUUCCCUCAAGUUAGACGGUGCUAUCUUUCGACAAAACUUAACUUUAAAUUUCAAUGAACCGCGACCAACAAAUAAAUUUGGUAGUCUCGACUUACGAGGUAUUUCAUCCAACAAUAAAGAACUCAAUCUUAACAUAGGAAAAGGCUUCACAUCGGCUGUCGAUUUAAUUGACAUAUCUAUACCACUUGAGCGUCAAGGUUGGUAUCAUGGAGCCAUUACUCGCAUCGAAGCAGAAAAUACUUUACGGCCCCUCAAUGAAGGAAGUUUUCUUGUGCGGAACUGCGAAUCCACCAAGCAAGACUAUUCACUUUCACUUAAGGGUGCCAAAGGAUUUAUGCAUAUGCGUAUCCAGCGCAACGAAUCAGGCCAAUACAUUUUAGGCCAGUUUAGUCGUCCAUUUGAAGCUGUUCCCGAUAUGAUCCGACAUUUUUGCUUAAAUCGCUUGCCAGUUCGUGGAGCCGAACAUAUGUGCUUAAUUGAGCCAGUCAUAGUUCAGUUAUUAUAGGCCAUUAUAAGAGAUAAUUUUCGAUAACUUUAGAUAUGUACAUAUGUAUGUUAUUAAACAUAUAAUGUAGUUUUUAGUUGCUAAUGCAUGCAUACAUAUACAAGAACGUAUACACGUUUACUGAUAAAAUAAAUGGAACAGAAAACGAUAAAUAAUAAGACAAUACCAGUAAAAUAAUAGGAUUGCAUAAAACCCAUAUGAAAAUAUAUUUAUUUAAUAUGUAUGCAUGUGUUCCUAGGUGACAAAAAACUAUUGCCUUUGCACCAGGACAAACUUAUCAAUGAUAUACAUGCUUUUAGUCACAUGCUUACGCCAGAAAAUAGGAGGUGACGUCGAUGACAUCUAAUAAAGUUAGAUGUAAACAUACACAUGCAGAAGUAAAUUAA